UGGCCAAUCACGUGCGCGCAACACUUUCGCUCAGUCUCCUGAGCAGCGCGAGUAUUUUUGAUGAUCUAAGCGCAGGUGUGCGCUUCUGCAUCUUCAUUUCGCAGAGAUGUCAGUGAUCUAAAACUAUCAAGGAGACCGCCACAAAAAAGGCCAAAAAGAAAACAAAGGAAACUCUCAGACGAGGAAGAUUCUGCAUUAACUUAAAGCUUCUGAUUAGCAGAUAAAAACAUGGAAUCCAGCUUUGGAGAAAUGGACAAAAAUGGAGAGGAUCUCACAGGAAGGAAGAAGUCACGUUUUAAGCAGCUGAAGACACGUCUCUUUGGGAGACUGAAGAAAAAGGAAAACGAAGGGCAGAUUAAACAAAGCCAGUCUGCUAGUGACAUCACUGCUCCAGAGGGCAGAAGGGAAGGCUACGACUCUGAAGAUGAGUUUUCGUUCCCGCAGUGUCUGAGCUCCAGGGCGCUUUCUCACGAUAGCAUCUUCUUUACCGAUCAGACUACAUCCACGGAACCAACCCGGGUUCUUUCACAAGAAAAUGUUCAUGGCAAAAUUAAGGCCUUACAAAUGAAACUACAGCAGCAGAACUUACAUCUAGGUCCUCCUCCAAUGCUGAUUCCCGGUAAACGCAUAGAGGACUCAGGAACCACUUCAGAGGACGAUGGUUUGCCUUGUAGCCCACCUGAGAUGUCCUUCCAUGAGCGAGUCAUGCAUGGAGCAGUUUACAAGUAUCCCGAAUCUCAGAAACAUCUGAGCUCGCUGAGUUUAGCAGGAACAGGAAGUGAAGAAGAGGAACAGGGUGAUCCGUUCCAGCCAUCUUCAAGGCCUCUAUCCCCAGUCUCCAGACCGUCCCCUCAGCCAAUCAUCUCUCCCGUCUCAGCCUCGACCACGCCCACUGCAGGAGUUGACUUCAGCAGCCCUGCAUGUUACAUGCCCAGGUUGGAUAACUCAGCUGCCAGGCAUCGCAUGUCAGUCAAACCAAGGAACCAACGAGCCAGUACAAGGGGAAAACGAGGGCCACAGGUAUCUCUUUCUCCCAGGCAUCGUUCAGAAAGCAUCAGUGAUUUGGAUAAUGUUCUGUCUGAGGAGGAAGAUGAAACCAUAACGUCCACAGAGACUGUGCACCAUUGCUUGUACUCUUCUCCAACUCUGGAGCUAACAGAGAAACCCACCUUUCCAGAACCUACAGAAUCAGCUCCUGAAAAGUCAGCACAGGACCAGGAGGAGAACCCUAACAGAACUGAAAUCAAUUUCCCAUCUCCGGAUGCUGAAAUCCUAAAGUCAGAAGAGUCUCUUGAAACUGAAGUGAGAGGCACCACAAAUCCUCUUUAUUUGCAGCCAGUGACUUUUGGCUUGAUCUCCUCAGGUCCACCAUCACCUUCAGGACUUCCAGAAUCUAUAUCACCAUCAAGAGAAAUAGUGUCAUUAAGAGCCCAUUCACCUAUCCAGAGACAUGAUACAAACGAUAUCCAGAUUGGGAUGAGUGAGAAUCUUGUGCCUGGCUCAGACAAAAAAGAAAGCAUCCAAGAGGAAGCAACAUUUAGACAUCCUGCACCUCUGCCUCACUUAACAAAACCCAAAACAGAUAAAAAGAGCCCUCCGUCCCCAAAAGGACUCGGUGAGGGCCUAACAAAACUUUGGGAAGCUGGAGUAGAAACUGCACCUGAACGGACACUUAAUGCUGGAUCAUCCCAGUUUCUAAUUGCAUCUGCGAAGUAUCGCUCCAAAACAGCCACUGAGACAAAGCAGAUUGAGGGACAUUUGAAACAUUCUCCAGGAAUCAAAACACAAGCCAACAAACCCAAUCCAGAGUUGCAGAAGGAUGAAGUGAGAGAGAUGAAACCAACAGAGUUUCAGAAUUUCCUCCAUCAAACGCAAGAGAGAAAAAGCAGUUUUCGUAGAGAUGUUCCACCUCCCAUUAUGUCCAAACCAAUAACAGCGACUAAUCUCAAGAAGACUGUCGAUACCGCGACAGAACAUGAGGAAACAGAGAAACUAGAGGAACCCGAAGACAGGAAGAAUGCUUUUGGCGUGCAGCUCCGCACAACCUCCAUGUCACUGAAAUAUCGCUCGGAGGUGUCCAAAAUCAAAGAUGAAACCAAACGGUACAGUUUAGAGUCUAACACAGUGACAGAAGUCUCAGAAGAGGAGCAUGCAAAAGCAGAAACCAUCAAGAACACGUGUGAAAGUAAUUCCAAGAGUAAACCGAGUGUUCCCAAAAAAAUAGAUUCACAGAGCCUGGACUUUCCGCUUGCACCCCAAGACAAUGGAAGACCAUCUGUACAAAACACAACAGGAGCGAGUAAAGAGGCUGUGUCUGAGCCGGGUUGGAUGAGUCUAGCCAGGGAGAAGACAAGGGCAUACCAGCCGUUCUUGGGCAGAUUAGGCACAAAUCAGUCACCAGUCCACCCUACAUCUCCAACAGCUCCUCCUGCGCAGCCUCCCAAACCAGCGUUACAGCCUAAAACACAGCUAAUGACCACCUCGCUUCAUCCAAUGAAAACAGCCAGCCUACAGACUUCACAGAGACCUCCGACAAAACCAGUACCUAGUGGAACAAAAGACUGGCAGGACAAAGGCAGAAACAGUGCACCAGAAGAUGACAUGACAAAGAGAGCAGCAAGACCCGUAGCACCUAACAGCAACACAGAAGCACUUACUGUCACAUCUGAGCUUCCAGCAACCUCAUCAUCAUCACCAACAGACCUCUCUCAGCAGCAGCAGCAGCAGCAGCAGUCGAGGUCAGAUGGAGCUCAGCCGUCCUGGAUGGAGCUCGCCAAGAGGAAGUCUUUAGCUUGGAGUGACAAAACUUUAGAAUGAAACAGAGACUUUCAGUGAUGAGCUGAUGAAAUGGUGCAAUACCCAAUGUUACAAUGAAUGAAUGUAAUACUGUGCGUGUUUGUACAGUAAAUGACUGAUUGAGUGUGAGUGACUUUUUUUUCAAAUUAGAAUUUAUUUACAUUAAUAAGAUGCUACUUAGAUUUACACAAAGGUUUGUAAUAUGACACAUGGUUACUGAUCAAGCCUUGUUAUAUGCAUAAUUAUGAAGGAAUAACAUGUAUAUAUGUAGUUCAUCAUCAUUUUUGGAGUAUAUUUAAAGAUUCACAAAUCUGAUACAGUGAUAUAAAACUAUGAAGUUAAACAGUAGAUACUGUGGACCAAGUCAUUGCUUUCCAUAAUAAUAUAUAUUCAUAGUGGCCUAUCAAAAUGCAAUAUUGAACAAACACAUUUGUAAUAUAAACCUGUUUUUAUGAGCAUA
This is a messenger RNA of Labeo rohita (rohu), 3256 nucleotides long. RefSeq names its product cracd like b (gene cracdlb). Bases 229 to 2817 code for a protein of 862 amino acids. Lineage: Eukaryota; Metazoa; Chordata; Actinopteri; Cypriniformes; Cyprinidae. The record is from RefSeq and is a predicted model, not a curated record. The transcript has 12 exons.